CAAUCGCAACGCUUGCUCUUGUGAUUAGCUUCAGGUCCUACUCAUAGUCUCAUACAUAUAUAUACGGUGCGUUUCUAAUUAAGUGACAGUGAGGAGGGUGGCUUUCCAUGUAAGAUAAUUAAGAUCUCACCAAGAAUUCUAUUAGCUCGUCGUCAAAUCAAAGGAAACUGAGAGAGCGAAAGUGAGGAGUGGGAGAAUCAUGGACAAAUUGUAUGGGUUGAGCCAUCUCUUUAUGACGGUAUUUCUUCAUAACUUCUCCACAUUCAUGGUGGUACCAGCCAUCACCGAUGUCACAAUGGCUGCGCUUUGUCCCGGACAAGAUGAAUGCUCACUCGCCAUCUACCUCACUGGUUUUCAACAAGCGAUGAUAGGGCUGGGCACGAUUGUGAUGAUGCCCCUCUUGGGUAAUCUAUCGGAUAAGUAUGGGAGGAAGGUCAUUCUCACUGUCCCUAUGACCCUCACAAUAAUUCCCAUAGGCAUAUUAGCUUACAGCAGGACGAGACAAUACUUCUACGCGUACUACGUGUUUAAGAUACUAAUUUCAAUGGUUUGCGAUGGAAGUGUUCCUUGCCUCGCACUAGCUUACGUGGCAGAUAACAUUCCAGAAGGUGGACGAGGCACUGCGUUCGGAAUUCUAUCAGGAAUAGGGUCUGCUGCAUUCGUGUGUGGCACCUUAUCAGCUCGAUUCCUAUCCACUGCCUUAACUUUUCAAGUUUCCACUUUUGUCGCGGUGAUCGGAGCAGUGUACAUGCAGUUUUUCCUUCGUGAUUCCGUCAUUGAUGACAACUACCUUUAUUCCCCAAUCAUUUCACAAGCAAAACCCGCAUCUUCUAAAAUUGAUGGAAAACCGAAAAGCAACAUGGAUCUUUUUAAAGCAUUGCGCUCUUUGAAGGAUUUAACCUCUUUCCUUAAUAGCAGCUUAACUAUUACUCAAGCAGCAAUUGUUGCAUUCUUCAGUAACCUCGCAGAUGUUGGUCUUCAUGGUUCAUUGAUGUAUUUCUUAAAGGCUCAAUUUCAUUUUGACAAGAAUCAGUUUGCUGACUUGAUGGUCAUUUCUGGAAUUGCAGGGACUGUGUCCCAGCUUCUGAUCAUGCCCAUUUUGGCUCCUAUUUUGGGAGAGGCAAGGCUGCUUUCAAUUGGACUAUUCUUUCAUUGUGUACAUAUGUUCCUUUACAGCAUAGCAUGGUCCUCCUUGGUUCCUUAUGUUGCUGCUAUGUUCUCAAUCUUGUUUGUUUUCUCACAGCCUUGUAUACGAAGUAUUGUGUCAAAACAAGUUGGGUCUCAUGAGCAGGGAAGGGCUCAAGGUUGCAUAUCGGGCAUAUGUUCAGUUGCACAUAUAGUUUCUCCCUUGGUUUUCUCUCCAUUAACAGCACUCUUCCUGUCUGAAAGGGCACCCUUUGAUUUUCCUGGCCUCAGUAUUAUGUGCAUUGGAUUUGCUUCGAUGGUAUCUUUUGUGCAGAGUAUAAUGCUAAGAGUGGCUCCUCCCAUUUUGAGUUAGUAGGAGAAAAAUUGAUUGGAGCCUUAAAAAAAAGAUCGUGAAUAUUAUUGUGUGGAACCAUUCCUCUUCCAUUCAAGCUUUGCCUUUAACCGUGCUUGUGAUGAGGAAACAAGAUGCUAAAAAAAAUAUAUUGUUAAAAGUAGAUAUUUGAGAAGCUUUAGUAGUCUCUUUUUAGUAGACAUUUUAUUUCUCUGUUCAUCUCUUAUGAUAUUUAAAUCAAUAGAUAGAAGGGUAAAUUUUUUACUCUUACUCUUUCAUUAGUUAUGUUGUUGUAAUUUAGAAACAGAGAUAAGAUAUGCAAGUGCAACAUAUUAUGUCUUUAAUGCUAUCCUCUUUGUAA
Abrus precatorius (Indian licorice) is the source of this 1838-nucleotide messenger RNA. RefSeq names its product tetracycline resistance protein, class A. Gene Ontology annotation, molecular function: transmembrane transporter activity. The transcript is spliced from 14 exons. The record is from RefSeq and is a predicted model, not a curated record. The coding region runs from base 200 to 1498 and encodes 432 amino acids. NCBI's taxonomy places the organism in Eukaryota, Viridiplantae, Streptophyta, Magnoliopsida, Fabales, Fabaceae. Gene Ontology annotation, biological process: transmembrane transport.